AUGAAACGGGCCGAAUUCAUAGCAAACGCGACGAGGAAAAAUGAGAAGGCGAAUAUUCACGCAAAGAAUUUUAUACCCUCAGGAUCGGAAAAAUCAGAAAUGAAAGAUUGCAAUUUUUUCCCCCAUUUAUUUCUAAAGGGGGAAUUAAUGAGACAGUUUUUGAUGGACGAAGAUGUGUGGCUAUUUAUACAAAAUUUUAAGAUGAAAUUAAAAGAAAGUCCCAACGAUGUUGACAGCUGGUUAGAUUAUCAGUUACAAUUAGCGAGAAACAAUAUGGGGCAUUUAUUCCACUCGGACAUCCCCCCAUUUGAGCACGUAAAAAAGAACAGCGAAAGUUUUACUUCAAAAACGGAUUACGAGGUGGAUACGAAUUAUGGUAAUCUUAAUGAGCUUGCCAAGCGGAAUGAUUUUUCUGAACAGUGUGGGAGAAGUACCUGUGAUGAUUUGGAGCAACUGGACCGACCAACUCCCCGCAUGAGAGAGAGAGACGAAUCCGAUGAGGAUGAUAAAAAGGUUGAAGAGAAAAAAAAUGAUGAAGGGCACAAAAAGGAUGAACAGCACAAAAAGGAUGAAGAGCACAAAAAUGAUGAGAAGGAGGUAGACAAGACAACCUCUGCCGGAUUAGGAACACGAGGAACAAGCAGAGUCGGCAUAAAUGACAUCCUAAUGAGGAGGAUGUCUCAAAGCGAAAAGGGGGGCCAAGGAAGUAGAAGCCUCCAGGUGGGGUAUAGUACUUCCACACUGAAAGAUGACCCUCAUUUGGGGGAGAGCCGAAGUCGAGCUGGAUCGAGGCACACCAGCAGUGGGACUACACAAAGGAGGAUCAGUGGAGUCCGAAGUGAUCUCCAGUUUAGCAGCGAACAGAAUGAUCACACCGAUGUUUUUCCCACGGAGGAAAAUUCGAAACCCUACCACAAAGGUGAAGACAUCAUCAUAAAAAAGCGGAAUGAUGGUAGAGAAGAAACCAAAGUAGCUAAAAACAAUUACACUGGUGUGGACAAGGAGGAGCACCAUGAAAUUAUGGGAAGGAUCCAUCAACCCAGGGAGAGAAACAAUUUUGAGGAUGAAGUCUUUAGCCCCCAAAGGAAGGCAGUAAUGAGGGAGAGAUAUGAAAUGUCCACUAUCCCUACGCAGUGUAGUGAGAAGGACGAUCUGAUGAUUACGUUUAGGGAAACUCCACAUAGGAAGGAUGGCGCACAUUGUAAGGCAGACAAUGAUUAUGUUCGCGGUGGUAUAGCGAAAGGGGGGCUCCCCCAGGAGGAAACUCCCCUCAAGGAGGAUGAGCCUGGGGAUAGAAACGGGAAACGUCGCAUCUGGGGAAAACAUCGCCCUGGAGGGAUCUACUCCCCCGUUGAGGAACCCCUCCAAGGGGAAGAACAGUUAAGCCACGCGGUGCGGAUGAAGGCGGCACCUGACAAUGGGGCACCUAACAAAGGGGCGACCAACCAGGUCAUGUCAGACCAACGGAACGAAACGCAGCAGAGAGCAGCAUCUCUGAUUGCGAGCAAAAUUCCAACGGAGGAGAGCCUCCUCCCAAAGAGAAGCAAGCUGUUAGAACAGCCUCUACAAGGGGAGAAACAAGGCGAAAGGGAGCCCACCACAUAUAACCCGCCACGUGACAACAAAUUGUGGGAAGAAAAUCAACCGGAGGUGCCCAUUGUGAUACCCCAAAUGAUAGUAACGAUUGACGAGAUGAUGAACGAAGAGACUGACAAAAAAUUAGAAAAAAUAUUCAACCAAUGUGAUGAUAAUAAAAUGAAUUUAGAUUUAUUCGAGAGGCUACUCGUAGUCGACUUUCUAAAAAUUGGAAGAUAUAUGAGUCACACAUUGUAUUCUCGCAUUGAGAAAGUAGAUGACAAUUUUGUCACAUGUGAAGAGGUAAGGAAGUACUUCCGCAAUCGUUUUAUUGAUGGGACGAAGGAUCCAAGUUACUACGACGAUAGUAGGUAUAGGAGUUCAUUUGAAAGGGCCAGACAGGGAAGCGUAAAAACCGCCCUUCACGUGGUUACUCCAUCGGAUGGAGGUGUAGAAGAAGACUCUUUGAAUGCAAUUUCUCAUUUGCAAAAUGAGGGAACCCGUUUAGACGGCGACGAAGAGGCACUCCACGUGAAUGAUGGAGGGUGUAGCCAAAAGGGGGGAGAGCUUGUAGAAGACGUACCAUAUAAGAAGUGCUCCAUUGUAAACUUCUUCAAUGCAGUUAAGGACCAAAAUAGGGACUACAUCGAGUUUAAAGAUUUUGAUGCCUUCGUAAGAGAAAUUCUAAAGAGAAACACAUCUUUGCAGUUUCUACAUGAGCACGUAGAGUUUCUAGAAAGAUACAUAGAAUCGGUCAUCGUGCGGAUAUAUUAUCAUAUAGAUGUGAAUGACACUAAUAGGAUAUAUUUGAAAGACUUGAGGAGACACAACUUAGCUCACAUUUGGUGUUGCCUCGAUGAUAAUAUCAAAGUGCAGCACGUGAAAAACUACUUUAGCUAUUCGCACUUCUAUGUUUACUAUUGCACCUUCUGCCAAACGAGCAGCUGCAAAGAUAUGCUCAUUGAUGACAACGAUUUGUACCGAUUCGAUAACCAUUCGCUUAACGAUUUUAUAGUAAAUAGAAUUUGGUCUAGGAUUUCCAUCAAAUUAGGAGGACCAAAUGAGAAGUAUAUGUGUCUAAAUGACUGGAUUUAUUUUAUUAUGAAUUAUGAAGACAUGACAAGCAAUAGGGCCAUUGAGUUCUGGUUUAAAUUAAUCGACUUGGAUGCGGAUUGUGUCAUUAGGGAUCACGAAAUUCAGGUUUUUUUUAAUAUCCAAAUGGAGAGAUUGAAAUCGCAUUAUUUAGAGGAACCUAAAUUUGAAGACUGGCUAUGCCAGAUGAAUGAUGCCAUUCAGCCAAAGAAUGAAGGCAAUUUUACCCUGUCCGAUUUUAAACGGAAUAAGAAAUAUGCCGCCAGAUUUUUCGGUUGCUUGGUUAGCUUGUCCAAGUUACUAGCUUGGGAGAGCAGGGAUGUCUACAAAGAGUUGCAGAUCGAGACGGAGUUUCCCCACGCAACUCCCUGGGAGAUUUUCUGCAAGACGAAGUACGACGAGUUGUGCUACAUGGAGAAUGAAGGCUCCUAUGAGGACAAUUUUGACGCCUACGAGGCGAAGGCCUUCUACGGCUUAGACUCCGACUGA
Molecule: messenger RNA, 3156 nt
Organism: Plasmodium inui San Antonio 1
Lineage: Eukaryota; Apicomplexa; Aconoidasida; Haemosporida; Plasmodiidae
Exons: 1
Coding region: 1-3156 (1051 amino acids)
Biological process (GO): protein dephosphorylation
Cellular component (GO): protein phosphatase type 2A complex
Molecular function (GO): protein phosphatase regulator activity
Source: RefSeq, a predicted model, not a curated record